This is a messenger RNA of Drosophila willistoni, 374 nucleotides long. It is a transcript of the gene RpL29, whose product is annotated as 60S ribosomal protein L29. Gene Ontology annotation, cellular component: ribosome; cytosolic large ribosomal subunit. Gene Ontology annotation, biological process: cytoplasmic translation. The coding region runs from base 71 to 301 and encodes 76 amino acids. The transcript is spliced from 2 exons. Lineage: Eukaryota; Metazoa; Arthropoda; Insecta; Diptera; Drosophilidae. The record is from RefSeq and is a predicted model, not a curated record. Gene Ontology annotation, molecular function: structural constituent of ribosome.
UUUCACUUCCUUUCCACGUUUUUCGUACUGGACGAAGGUUUGCAAAAAGUGAAAAAAUUAUAUUUUAACCAUGGCCAAGUCCAAGAAUCAUACCAAUCACAACCAGAACAAGAAGGCCCAUCGUAAUGGCAUCAAGCGCCCAUUGCGCAAACGCCACGAGUCCACCUUGGGAAUGGAUGUGAAAUUCCUGAUCAACCAGCGUUACGCUCGCAAGGGUAAUCUCUCACGGGAAGAGUCUGUGAAGCGCUACGAAGAGCGUGUUGCCGCACAAAAGGGCAAGGCAAAGCCUGUGACUUUGUAAAUAACGGGACCCUGAAGUUGUGGCAAUGGCUUCUCUUGAAUAAAAACUAAGAGGAUACAUCUUUUCCAAAUAA